Lasiosphaeria miniovina is the source of this 1335-nucleotide messenger RNA. RefSeq lists its product as uncharacterized. The transcript has a single exon. The record is from RefSeq and is a predicted model, not a curated record. Lineage: Eukaryota; Fungi; Ascomycota; Sordariomycetes; Sordariales; Lasiosphaeriaceae. The coding region runs from base 1 to 1335 and encodes 444 amino acids.
AUGGGAGGACUGCAGUUCGAACCCCUUGGCCGCUCACUUGUUCAGCAUGGACCGUGGCAUUACCGUGAUGCUCGGUUCACUCAAGAGGACCAUGUCGAUCUUGGGGCUGCGAUCUUGCAUGCGGCAGCUAUCCCUGGACUGAACACUCGGCUGAGCCAGUUCUCGAAGGCCAGCAAGCCUCAGCGUCAAAGUAUUGGUGCAUCGAAAGGCGCUGAGGAGCCACCCUCGAUAUCGAAAUCACCGAAAUGUGCUUCACAGCCUGGGACAGUGGCGUUGUCGCCCAAGUUGUCGCCGUUAAUCGCAGCGAGCACAGCGCCGAGGGCUCUGGCAGGUCCUGUUUUUCCGUGGUCGUCCCUAAAUUCCAAUGCUGCCUCUUCGAGUAAGGUGUUUUUUACAUUUCCAGCAAAGGAGUGGCCUCCGCCUAUUCGACCAAGCCUCAAACGUCGGCGGCCGGAUUCUGAUGUCGACGGCCCAAAUACGGCAUCUCUGGGUUGCAAAAAGCGCCGGCUUCUGCGGAAUCUCGUGACAUCCCGCCUGUCGGAUCCAUUUUCGUUCCCGGCAACACACAUACUCACCAGGCAGUCGGCAGUAUCGGGCAGCAAGAGAUUUCUCAAACUUGCAGAAAUGGUAGCGACGAGGCGGUUAGUCACGGGCAUCGCUGCACAGUCGCAACUAGCACCGGCGCAGCACCCGCAGUUAUCAUCCUCGUCCUCGACAUGGUCGCUACAACGGGCAGCAGUGGUUAACCGCUUCAGACUGCGGGUUCAUAGAGAAGCUGCGGAGCGAGGCGACAGUGAGGUGGCCGACACAGCAGGGGAUGCUGCGUCGGCACAGCAAAGCGAAGGAGUGGGUUUGGUGGUUGGCGCACGGUUCCCCCCGAGGUCUGAAUCAGCCACCCCACCGCCUUGUCCGCCGGCGCCAGUGCUCCAACUGCCACAUCCAAACCAUGCGCACCCCCUACCACGAGCGGCUGGGGCAAGGCCAUCACCGCCAGGGUCACCAUCUAGUCUGCGGCCUACCGAGCCGACGACGCCCGGCCUACGGCUACCACCUAGCCCGAGACUAAAACCGCUGCGCUCGCCAGAGCUCAGGUCGACGCGGCCACUAAUAACCCUGGACGACAUUGACGAUAUAGACGACGAGAAUGUGGCAUUCCCAACAUCAGAACACGAGAGCCGAUACGAUGAUGAACCCGACGAUGUGUACGCAGACUUUGGGGUCAUCUUUGGCGGCGGCGGCGGCGGAGACGGCGACUCGUCGGAAGACGAAGUGGUGGAACACUUUGAGGAUUACAUGGACGACCUGGACGGGAUCCCCUGGAAUGCAAGGUGCUGA